CUGGGGUGAGGGAGCCGGCGGCCCCGAGCGAUCCGGCUGUCCCAGUAUCGAAGGAGGCUUUCUCAGGCUCCGGCGUUCGUUCCGAGUGGGGAUCGGCAUGUCUCAGAAAAAGAAAGGCCGAGGCCUUCCCCGCGCUAGCGGCGGCGGCGGCGGCGGCGAUGGCGGCGCCAGCUCCAGCGGCCUGAGCGGCAGCCGCGAUGCGAGCGACGGGCCCAGCACCAGCACCAGCGGCGGCGGCCUCGGCUUCUCCCGAGCCCACGUCCAGGCCCUAGCCCAGGCCCUGGCCCAGGCGGGCCCCUCGCAGGUAGAUGAUGACGUCAUGGAGGAGGCGGGGUGCGAGGAGCCCGGGCCCACUGCGACCCCGCCGAUGCCCUCCACCUCGUCGUCGUCGUCCUCCUUGUCCUCCCAGGCCCAGAAGAAGCCGGCCAGGCGCACCGAGGCCCAGAUCCAGCAGAAGGUGAACGAGUUGGUGCAGUUCCUCUUGGUGAAGGACCAGAAGAAAGUGCCCAUCCGCCGUGCCGACAUGGUGAAGACCAUCCUGCAGGACUACAAAGACCUGGUCUCCGUGAUCAUCAAGCGCGCAGGCCAGACCCUCGAGGAGGUCUUCGGCCUGCAGCUCAAGGAGAUAGACCAGAAGCACCAUGCCUACAUCCUCAUCAACAAGCUGGAACGCCUGGAGGGGGAUGGCAUGAGGAACGAUGAAAGCGUGGCCAAGAUGGGCCUCCUCAUGGUGAUCCUGAGCCUCAUCUUCAUGAAAGGCAACUCGGCCAGGGAGUCCUUGGUCUGGGAAGUGCUCAAGAAGCUUCGGGUGGAUCCAGAGAAAAGGCACAACACCUUCGGGGAUGUGAAGAAGCUUGUCACGGAAGAGUUUGUUCGUCAGAAAUAUUUGGAGUACAAUCUAAUCCCCCAUACCGAGCCUGCAGAGUAUGAAUUCCUCUGGGGACCCAGAGCUGCCCAUGAGACGAGCAAGAUGCAAGUCCUUCGCUUUGUGGCAAAGAUUCAGAAUCGGGAGCCUUCCAGCUGGGUGUCCCAGUAUAACGAAGCCCUCCGAGAUGAAAUGGCAUCAGCUUCUGCAUCUGGCUCUAAUUCGUCUGGCAACUAAAUCACCCAUGCCAGUUUCAGGUACCAGCAAGCAUUUUCCAGUCUGGUAUCAAGACAGCAGAAAGUCCCCAAGUUUUGAUAGCAUACAUGCAUAUGAACCACAGGCUGAGAACCUUUUACCCUCCAUAGUCCAACAUGAUUCAACAUUUUUCCUCUUCUCUGUACCUGAUCCAGGGACUUUGUGGACACACUUUCCUGAAUUGAACUACUACUUCCUCUUCCCCAGAUUGGCUAAAGACUUUCUAACACAAACCCAUUGCUUCAAGGACCUGGCCUCCCUUAGGCCUAGGGGAGCUUUCCUAGCCUUGAACCCAUCCAUGGACAGCAUUAUUAAACUAUCUCAGACAUAUGCCAAGCCUGUGUUUCCUUUUCGGUUAAUAAAUUUCAUAUGCAUUCA
Vombatus ursinus (common wombat) is the source of this 1498-nucleotide messenger RNA. Its product is annotated as non-structural maintenance of chromosomes element 3 homolog. The transcript has a single exon. Gene Ontology annotation, cellular component: nucleus. NCBI's taxonomy places the organism in Eukaryota, Metazoa, Chordata, Mammalia, Diprotodontia, Vombatidae. Bases 98 to 1102 code for a protein of 334 amino acids. The record is from RefSeq and is a predicted model, not a curated record.